This is a messenger RNA of Phacochoerus africanus (Common warthog), 2042 nucleotides long. It is a transcript of the gene ATG12, whose product is annotated as autophagy related 12. The transcript has 4 exons. Lineage: Eukaryota; Metazoa; Chordata; Mammalia; Artiodactyla; Suidae. Gene Ontology annotation, biological process: autophagy of mitochondrion; C-terminal protein lipidation; nucleophagy. Gene Ontology annotation, cellular component: phagophore assembly site membrane; Atg12-Atg5-Atg16 complex; cytoplasm. The record is from RefSeq and is a predicted model, not a curated record. The coding region runs from base 287 to 709 and encodes 140 amino acids.
CAGGCCGGAGGGCCAAGCAAAGCGGCGCUUGCGCAUUCGGCAGCUCGUGGGGCCGUUGCUCACCGAACAUUUCCAGAGAUUUGUUGUCUUGGGGCAAGCAGUUGCGUUAUCAACGGUGAGAAGACUGCAGCAGGUUGGACAUAGGGGACCAGGCUGCAAUACUGACUUUCGUAGUAGUUUGGAUACCCGCCUACUCCGGCGCCUUCCUAGCGACUCUCACCAGCUCAAAGCCCGCCCACGACGCGCACGGAGCGACCACUUCCGCCCUCACCUCCCUCGGUGCAAGAUGGCAGAGGAGCCGGAGUCUGCGCUGCAGCUCCCGCCCGCAACUGCUGCUGAGGGCGAUGGACCUACGGAGGUCUCCCCAGAAACUGCCACUCCGGAACCCCCUUCUUCCGCUUCAGUUUCCCCCGGAACAGAAGAACCUGCCGGUGACACCAAGAAAAAAAUUGACAUCCUACUAAAGGCUGUGGGAGACACACCUAUAAUGAAAACAAAGAAAUGGGCUGUAGAGCGAACCCGAACCAUCCAAGGACUCAUUGACUUCAUCAAAAAGUUUCUUAAACUUGUGGCUUCAGAACAGUUGUUUAUUUAUGUGAAUCAGUCCUUUGCCCCCUCUCCAGACCAGGAAGUUGGAACCCUCUAUGAGUGUUUUGGCAGUGAUGGUAAACUGGUCCUGCAUUACUGCAAAUCUCAGGCUUGGGGAUGAACUACAGAGGAACAGAUCUCACUAACUUAAAUCUACACAAAGGAAGCAGCUCUGAACAGUUUUGAUCUCAUGGCAAGAGACAUAGAUGUAAUCUAUUCAGCAUGUAUCUGCUGUGACCCAUGUUUAUACAUUUUAAAAAAUCCACAGAGUAGAUGGACCUACAAAAAUGUAAUUUGUGUUACUACACAAAUCAUCAUAAAAGGUUGACAUUAGAGUAUACCCAUUACUACAGCUAUUGCUUCAGAGCUGCCUCCAAGGUAUUAAAAAAGGAGACUAAGAUUAUGUAAAGCUGCUUUUAUUACCACUUCUCAAAAUGACUGAAAUUGUUUACUCAUAAAAUUAGCAUUCCUGCUGAUUUUUUUUUCCCUUCACUAUAAAAGUCAACUUACUAAAGUUUUCUUUGGGGACUUAUUCAGGGAAAUUCAUUUUAUUUGAGGUAUGGGAUACGUCUUUUCGCAUUUACUUUUCUAUCUACAUUACUGGCUUUAUUGCCUUACUUAGGCCAGCAGAGGGCAACCUAGCUGGUAGAAAGAGCUAGGCAGUUCGGUUUUACAUGUUUGCCAGAAGAUAAUAGCUAUUCCUGCUAAUUUCUAAGAAACACCUAGCCAAGAGGGUACAUAUGCUGACACAAUGGAAGACUGCUUUAAAGAAAAUAUGUGGUUUAGGUUUGUUUUAGUGGGAAACAGACGGAAUUUUAUAAAUUCUGGGCAGAUGAGUCAUCCAGCUCUUUUCAGUCCUUUCAUUUAAUGAUUGUUGAGUCCCAGGGAUUAUAACUGUGUUAUUAUUCUCUCUCUUACUUGUGCAGUGUCAAAAGCACUCUAUGAGUAAAUUUGGCAGCAUCUCUCGGUUUUAUAUAUUUUUCAACUUGAAAAUGCCCAAGGAAUAAUUGGAAAGUAGCUAGAUUUUAUGUGUAUUUCAUGCCAUGAUUGAAAGUACCAUUUUUACUGAUGCUAUUAAACUAAUAAUUGCUUUAAGUAAGGUUUAAUUUUUUUUAUUCUGUAUCAUUUUUGUAAUGCAACAUUUAAAAAAAUCCAUAAAUUGAGUGGAAUGUUCAAAUAAGAUCUAAUGUGUACAAGAAUUCUAAGUGUUUAUUUUCAAAGGUAAUGAGAAUGGUAUGAUUUUGUCAAAGGACUUUGAACUAUACUUAUAUCCGUUAAGUCCCAGAAUGUACUUUAGGGUUAAUGAUCUGCCGUACAUUAUCAUUAGGGGGUGCUAAGGAGCAACUCAUUUUAAGGUGAUGAAAUCACUGUUCAAUUCUCAUUUUCUGCCCAAGAAUGAAUUCCUAAGUCCCCUUAUACCUGUGUCUCUGUUUAAUAAAUUAAUACCGCAAGUA